AUGUCGUUCAGCCUCAAACAAAAGGGAAAUCAAGCUUUUGCCGAUGGUAGCUUUCAAGAAGCUGCAAAUAUCUACCAAGAAGCCUUACAGCUUGACCCCCAAAAUCCGGUUCUGUAUUCAAACAGAGCAAUGUGCUAUGUGAAACUUAAUAACUGGCACCAAGUAUUAGCUGAUACAACCGCUGGUUUGGAAUUGCGCGUAAACGAUACAAAGACCCAAGUCAAACUUCUAUGGAGAAAAGGCCUGGCAUUGUCAAAGCUGGGAAACGUCUCAGAAGCUUUAGAAUCUUUCAAUAAAGCCUUAGAGCUGGAUCCCAACAAUGCUACUGUCAAGUCUGAACUUGAGCGCCUAGUAUUGAACAAAAGAAGAAAACACUUACAGUCGGAAAAUGGUUCACUCCUAUCACUAACUAUUGAAAAUUAUGAUGUUCUACCUUCAGAAUUCACAAGCAAUCACAUCCAGGAGGCUGAUACUUAUCAAGAAAAGCCAGCGUCCUCAUCAGAGCUUUUUGAAGGGUCAUCCUUCAACCCACCUGCAUUCCCAUCGGUUUACUUUCUAAGUAGGCUGAAAUUUUUACCUGCAUCUCAGAAACCACCUGCUUACCACUACGUUCUUUCUUUCUCUCCAGAAACAUACUCUAGUCUCUUUAAAGAAGGUGGCUUAGAUUCAAACUUUUUGGAUUUCUUCAUUGAGGCGGUCAUUAAUAACCAAAUAAAAAACCCAGAUAAUGUCCUACAGUGCCUUAAAAUAUUCUCUACUUGCAAACGAUUUUCAAUCUAUUUGUCAUUUACGGAAGCUAAUAACAUUACGCUCAUGUUUGAAAAAUUAUCCAAUCUCAGCGACAAACAGUUAUUCACAACUACAAGAAAUAUCUGGGGUUUGCCCUAA
This is a messenger RNA of Komagataella phaffii GS115, 888 nucleotides long. RefSeq names its product Mitochondrial outer membrane protein with similarity to Tom70p. The record is from RefSeq and is a predicted model, not a curated record. Lineage: Eukaryota; Fungi; Ascomycota; Pichiomycetes; Pichiales; Pichiaceae. The coding region runs from base 1 to 888 and encodes 295 amino acids. The transcript has a single exon. Gene Ontology annotation, molecular function: protein binding.